CUCACAAGGCGCUGACAAAAGAUAUCAAAGAGCACGCAAGACGUUCCGUUCAUUUUUCGUCGCUCCUGCUUGAAAGAGCUGUGAAACCUAUCAUAUACCAUCAACCAAGGAUGUUCUAUGGCUUCAGCGGGAACCCCGGGACUGAAUCCGUCGGCCUUUGCCACCGAGAUGGAACCUUAUCACGAGUUCUACACCUACAUACACAUUCAGCACCGACUCACCGGGCACCGUCAGUUCGUCAUCAGUUGCUGCCCGGUGCCCUUGUUGACAUGCACCGAUCAACAAUCAUCGACAACCAGCGAAGAUCCUCCGCACAGCCUACUGGGAUAUCUACAAGGUACCACCCCAGCUCCACGCGUUGUGUCUUGCUGUACCGGAGUAUUACCACCCUCAGUCCAAAUGCCAAUGGCGAUGGACUUGAGGCUAACAAUGACCCACUACCUUCCCCUCAGGCCCGCACCCAGAAAUGUGUUACUGUAGUAUUGGCAGGCUGCUGAAAAUCGGUUGGUUUUCUUGUCUCUACAUCACCUUGCAUUGUUGAGGCUCUCUCAAUCGCUGCUAUCUGCAUGGAAUGGGCAGCACGCAAGUCUAUCAUAAGCCUGCAUUCCUGCGAGAAGUCUGGGCGCUUUUUGGAGUCGGAGUCGGCAUCAUUCUGGCACGAUUCGCCGUCAGGCUGCGCACGGCGGGAUGGAGAAAGUUCGCUGGAGACGACUACAUGUCUAUUGUCGUACUGGCCUGCUACACGGCCGAUGCAAUAACAGUUACCAUCACUUACCUCGAGGGCUCUAACGUUGACUACACGCCUGAGCAGAUCAGUAGACUUACCGAGGAUCAGGUCGACAGAGUCGUCUACGGUUCCAAGAUGGAGUUGUUUGCAUGGUAUACAUACGCUACCCUGAUCUGGAGUUUAAAAGCUUGUAUGCUUUUCUUUUUCAACCGAAUCACAUUCGGGCUGUCGGAGCAAAUCUUCGUCAAGAUUCUUGGUGUCGCAUGCGCAGUCACCUAUAUCGCCGUCUUCUUGACGAUAACUCUCUCUUGCUAUCCCAUACAUCGCAAUUGGCAAGUCCGUCCAUUACCUCCCUCCAGGUGUAUGUUCAGAGCUCAAAACUUCUACGUCUGUACGAUUCUGAACGUCUUGACCGAUGCGGCACUGCUUUGUAUCGCCAUUCCCAUGCUGUGUAGGCUCAGAAUAUCCAUUCGGAAGAAGCUCACAGUUGGAAUUCUGUUAUCAUCAGGCAUCUUUGUGAUUACAGCAGCAAUCGUCCGGAUAUGCAAGACACUGGACGUCAAUCCGUCUGCACUUGCGAUCAAUAGCUGGGGCGUAAGGGAGACUAUUGCAGCUAUCGCAGCAGUAAACGCACCAAUCCUGAAACCACUAUUCCAGCGAAAAUUCUGG
This is a messenger RNA of Pseudocercospora fijiensis CIRAD86, 1396 nucleotides long. RefSeq lists its product as uncharacterized. The record is from RefSeq and is a predicted model, not a curated record. The transcript is spliced from 4 exons. The annotation marks the transcript as partial. NCBI's taxonomy places the organism in Eukaryota, Fungi, Ascomycota, Dothideomycetes, Mycosphaerellales, Mycosphaerellaceae.